This is a messenger RNA of Vanrija pseudolonga, 677 nucleotides long. It is a transcript of the gene RPS18, whose product is annotated as 40S ribosomal protein S18. The transcript has 3 exons. Gene Ontology annotation, cellular component: cytosol; small ribosomal subunit; ribosome. NCBI's taxonomy places the organism in Eukaryota, Fungi, Basidiomycota, Tremellomycetes, Trichosporonales, Trichosporonaceae. The record is from RefSeq and is a predicted model, not a curated record. Gene Ontology annotation, molecular function: RNA binding; structural constituent of ribosome. Bases 91 to 561 code for a protein of 156 amino acids. Gene Ontology annotation, biological process: translation.
CGCUGCCAGCUGCCAGCCCAGCCCCGCGAGCCAGGUGCUUUUCCCUCUCGUUCAGCAUAGUGAUUCCAACCUUCAACAAAACCACCCAAAAUGUCGACCUUCGCUCCCCCCGAGGCUCACCAGCAGUUCCAGCACAUUCUCCGUCUCCUUAACACCAACGUUAAGGGCACUGGAAAGAUCAUGUUCGCCCUUACCGAGAUCAAGGGUGUUGGUCGCCGUUACUCGAACCUUGUCUGCAAGAAGGCCGACAUUGACCUCAACAAGCGCGCCGGCGAGCUCAACUCGGACGAGCUUGAGCGCAUUGUCACCAUCAUGCAGAACCCUGCCCAGUUCAAGAUCCCCACCUGGUUCCUCAACCGUCAGCGUGACCUGAUCGACGGCAAGAACUCGCACAUCGUCUCGAACCAGAUCGACCAGAAGAUGCGUGACGACCUCGAGCGCCUGAAGAAGAUCCGCUCGCACCGUGGUCUCCGUCACCACUGGGGUCUCCGUGUCCGUGGCCAGCACACCAAGACCACUGGUCGCCGUGUCGGCCGCGCCGUCGCUGGCAAGAAGAAGUAAAUUUCUCGCGAUAGCCACCAGGUUGUCGUCGGCGAGCGGGGAUCGAGGUCGCGUGGGCACGAGGAUGGGUGCCUGCCGUCUCACAUUUCAUACAGGGAUGCACGCAUUCUUUCCGA